AUGUCGCCGCACAUGGCGGACUGGCUCGCGCGCCAGAAGCUCGCGGCGGCCGGGCUGACGCCCGCGGACGUGGCGAGGAUGCAGGGGGCGGCGCGCGUGUCGGGCCCGUAUAGGGCCGGGACGCUGGAUAGUGGGUCGUGGACUUAUGGGCAGGUUGCGUUGGGGAGUGGGACGGGUGGAUCGAGGUCUGGAACGGGUGCGUCAAGCUCGAGCAGAGGGACGAGCAGCGCGGGAGGAAGAGGAUCGGGAGUGGCGAUGGCCGGUGGGGUGGUGGCUGCUGCACCCGCGACAUCGCCGCCGCCGCCGCCCACGACACCGGCGACUGCGUACGCGCUGGAUCCGGCGUUGGCUGGCGAGAUGGGAUCCGGGGCGAGUUCUGGGAGCUAG
This is a messenger RNA of Peniophora sp. CBMAI 1063, 387 nucleotides long. NCBI's taxonomy places the organism in Eukaryota, Fungi, Basidiomycota, Agaricomycetes, Russulales, Peniophoraceae. The record is from the annotation of a GenBank genome assembly.